GGAUUUCUUAAUUACACUACUAUUCUCUAUAGGACGGUUCCUUCUGUUUCCGUUGCUAAUAUCUUAGCUUCCUAGAGUUCUGUUUAAUAGUACUUUUAUCUUUGUCCUCAACACCGGAGCCAGUCUUAGCGGGAAGUACCAGGAGCACAAGACCCAGAUUGUUUAUAUGGGAGUUAAAGGGCUUUUAGGGCUCUUGAAGGACAUUCAAAAACCCUCACAUAUCGAGGAAUUCUCUGGGAAAACGCUAGGGGUAGAUGCUUACGUUUGGUUGCAUAAAGGUGUGUUUGCAUGUGCUAAAGAGCUCGCAUUCAACAUUGAAACGGAUAAAUACAUUCAGUAUGCAAUGCAUAGAAUCUCUAUGCUAACCUAUUACGGUGUUAAGCCAUUUGUCGUGUUUGAUGGAGGACCUUUGCCUAGUAAACUGGGUACUGAAGAGAAACGACGUGCUCGUCGUAAAGAAGCUCUCGAGUUAGGAAAAAAGCUGUGGAAUGAAGGAAAGAGAAGUCAAGCAAUGAUGCAUCUUUCACGCUCGAUCGAUGUUACUCCAGAAAUGGCGAAUAGAUUUGCUAUGACAUUACGACAAAACAACAUUCCAUUUGUUGUAGCUCCGUACGAAGCUGAUCCUCAGCUUGUGUACCUUGAAAAGACGGGUUUCAUUGACGGUAUCAUCACUGAGGACUCGGAUAUGUUGAUCUUUGGUGCUCGAACCGUGCUCUUUAAACUUGAUAACUUUGGCAAUUGCGAUGUCGUACGUCGAGAAGAUAUUCCACGGCUUCCUAAUAUGAGUCUCCAAGGAUUCAACGAUCACAUGCUGCGAUACCUGGCUAUUUUCUCGGGCUGUGACUACACAGACGGUAUCGGGGGCAUUGGACUUAAGAAGGCUAUACGUUUCAUCCAGCGUUUUCCUAAACCAGAUGCUGCUAUACGUGCUAUGCGUGCAGAAAGGAGUCUGAAUGUUCCCAUAGACUUUGAACACACUUUCACUCUCGCUGAUAAAGCGUUUCAGCAUCAGCGUGUUUACUGUCCUCAGCAACAGCGGCUUGUUCAUCUAAACGACGUUGUGGGAACGUUGGACGAAAUUGAAGAAGCGUUCGUCGGUCUGCCUAUUGAUGAAGAAAUAGCACGUCAGAUCGCAAUUGGUGAAAUGAAUCCUAUUACUAAGGAGAAAUUUGUUUCCUGCGAACCUUUGAAAGGAGAAUCCAAGAAACGGAGAUUUGUUGCAAAGACAGAUAUUGCAAAUUACUUUCCUACUGCCAAACGUCCUCAGAAAACUGCAAGUCUUUCGGAUGUUACAAAUAUCGCUCCUCAAAGAUCACCCGAAAUACUUGCUAGUGAUGCUGGGCACAAUCUGAAGAAACCAAAAUCAAUGAGUUCUGGUUCUCUUGCCUUGCCAAAUCAUGAAGCCAAAAAAGAGAAUGAAGCUAUUAAUGGUCAAACGAUAUCAACCCCCUCAAGUCAUUCUCCUAGAAAAGCUACGACACAAGGGUCACCCUUAGAUUUGACAGCAAAAACUGGAAGUACCACUUUAUCUUCGCACGACAAAGAGACGGCCGUACUUUCAGCACCUUUACCUUCCAUUGGCCAACCUGCAGAUACCCAAGUCGAGUCAAAUUCGGGUUCUGCGUCUCCGAAAGAAUCGUCUGUUGAGUUUUGGAAGAAAGCCUUCUCCUAUAAACAGAACGAUAAAUCGGGUAAUCAUACACCCCGUAUGUCACCGCUCUCUCGCAUUGGCGUACAAGCCUUGUCGAAGAGAAAGUCACUGUCUACUUCUCAAUUACCGUACAAGAGUCCUUCUUUCACAAGUCCGUCUAGCUCAACGGAUAAAUCUCCUGGUAUGCUCUCAUUGCAUCAAUAUAAGUUCCGCUAA
Molecule: messenger RNA, 1867 nt
Organism: Schizosaccharomyces japonicus yFS275
Lineage: Eukaryota; Fungi; Ascomycota; Schizosaccharomycetes; Schizosaccharomycetales; Schizosaccharomycetaceae
Product: exonuclease I Exo1
Exons: 2
Coding region: 167-1867 (566 amino acids)
Biological process (GO): mismatch repair; replication fork processing; meiotic mismatch repair
Cellular component (GO): nucleus; site of double-strand break
Molecular function (GO): double-stranded DNA 5'-3' DNA exonuclease activity; catalytic activity; DNA nuclease activity
Source: RefSeq, a predicted model, not a curated record